Molecule: messenger RNA, 15973 nt
Organism: Strongylocentrotus purpuratus (purple sea urchin)
Lineage: Eukaryota; Metazoa; Echinodermata; Echinoidea; Camarodonta; Strongylocentrotidae
Exons: 78
Coding region: 1-14838 (4945 amino acids)
Biological process (GO): proteolysis
Cellular component (GO): membrane
Molecular function (GO): serine-type endopeptidase activity; protein binding
Source: RefSeq, a predicted model, not a curated record
AUGUAUUACAUUAGGAUUAGCAGAGGGGAUACCGGUGGACCGCUCCAGUGUGAAGACGACGAAGGUCGUAUGUAUUUGGUGGGCAUCACAAGCUUUGGAUAUGGCUGUGGGAGACCAAACUAUCCAGGGGUGUACACCCGGGUCUUUGAGUACCUGGACUUCAUUGAAAAUGGAGGACCAGAAGAGGAAGAGGAAGGGGAAGAAGGUCCUCCACCAGUUCAAAUUCCAUUAGGGGAAUCCCAGGACAUUGUGGCCAAUGUAAUCUAUACGCCUGAGAAGAUUUGGUAUAUAACGACACCUGACGGUGAUGCACUGGACAUAUUCAUUAGAUACCUUGAUCUCGAGAGAGUAUUUGAUCACCUGGUCAUGGGCUUUGGCAAGGACUCUAGUGAUGUGUCUUCCAUCAUCGCAGACUCGGACACAUUCUUUGCUCAUUUCUACCAUGUCCGCAGACAGAGUGUCUGGUUCAAGUAUACAUCAGAGGCGGUGCAAGUUGUUGAAGGUCAUGGUUUCAGCGCAACCAUUGAAGCAAAAUCUAUUCAAGAUGCAUCAACAUGUACAAACCAAACGUGUGGUGAUUCCAAUAUUUGCAAUGAUAUUGCCUCUGGUUACUCAUGUGUCUGCAUGGAGCAAUCGCCUCUCCCUCCUUGCAAUGAAAUUGCUGAACGUCACAUCGAUGUUUCACCUGGCGUGUAUUGCGACUUCAAAGAUGACUUUUGUGGAUGGGAGCAGGUCAAAGAACCACAGGAUGAUUGUGAUUGGUAUCUGUAUUAUGGCAAUUCCUACAUAAAAGCUUCCACAUGUAGAACUGGAGCUGUCAACUCUGCAGGUCUCAUCAGCCCACUACUUAUCCGGUCGGGAGAUGGCAGUGAUGAGCCCCUGUGUUUUACGUUUUCUUAUUGGAUUGACGUUUCAGAGGGGGCACUCAAGGUCAGCUUUAUUCCACAGGAUACCCGUACGAAACAAGAACUAUGGUCGCGUGAGCUUGACACGGGCAGUGAGCAAUGGAGGUUUGGGCAGGUGGACCUCACUCCCGAGGGAUCCGGAUGGCUGGUGCUAGAAGCAAUCUUGGGUGAAUCCUUUUAUACCGGUAUAGCGAUCAACCAGGUUCGCCUGUCUAGUUGUCGGACGUCAGAAGAUGGAGAGUAUGACAUCUUCCUUGAGCCCGAUAGUAUUUUCCACCUGCUCUCUCCGAACUUCCCUGAACCCUAUCCAAAUUUGUUCGACCAAACCUGGUUGAUCACCGCUCCUGAAGAGUCUGGAACUCGAGUCGUUUUUGAUCUCCUACAUAUCGAGCCUGUGUUUGACCUUCUGGUCGUCGGAAUAGGACAUGACCCAUCAGUCAGUGAGAAUAUUGUUCGGAUCAUCUCAGGGUACGACAGCAGCCUCGACUCAAUCCUCCUGGUCAGCAACCUGUCUUGGGUCAGCUUCGAGACUGAUUAUACAUCCAGAGACAUGGGUUUUGUUAUUGCUCUAAGUACAAUCGAAGACUUCUCUGAAUACUUCCUCUGUCAUGCCAGCCCUUAUGCCCUUCCAUUGACAAGUAAAUGUAAUGGGCUUGUUGAGUGUUUAGAUGAGAGUGAUGAAUUGAUGUGUGGAACCCCCCCAGCAAACUCGUCCUGCUUCGAGUGUGCAUCUAACUAUGAAUGUGUGUAUGAUCCAAGCUGGGUUUGCGAUGGUGCCUAUGAUUGCUUUAACGGACAAGAUGAAUUGAACUGCACAGCAACCCCCCCAGCAACCCCCCCAGCAAACUCGUCCUGCUUCGAGUGUGCAUCUAACUAUGAAUGUGUGUAUGAUCCAAGCUGGGUUUGCGAUGGUUACUAUGAUUGCUUUAACAGAGAGGAUGAAUUGAACUGCACAGCAACCCCCCCAGCAAACUCGUCCUGCUUUGAGUGUGCAUCUGACUUUGAAUGUGUGUAUGAUCCAAGCUGGGUUUGCGAUGGUGACUAUGAUUGCUUUAACGGAAAGGAUGAAUUGAACUGCACAGCAACCCCCCCAGCAAACUCGUCCUGCUUCGAGUGUGCAUCUGACUAUGAAUGUGUGUAUGAUCCAAGCUGGGUUUGCGAUGGUAUCGAUGAUUGCGAUAACAGAGAGGAUGAAUUGAACUGCACAGGUACUACAACCAAUGACACGAUUUCAGUUUCAGCGGUUAACCUGACUGUUGGAGAAACGUGGUCAAUUUCAUCACCAAACUAUCCUCAUGAGUAUCCAAACAACGCCUAUUACACUUGGUACAUCACGGCUCCAUCAAACUACUCUGUGAUCAUCACAUUCAUAGCAUUUAAUCUGGAAUCUUGCUGUGACCAUCUGAGCAUAGGGAAUGGUCAUACACCUGGGAACUUGGUGGUAAAAACUUUCUCAGGACAAGAUAUACCAGCGUCUUUGAGAUUGUACAGUUCUUACAGUUGGAUGCGAUUCACCAGUGACGGUUCAGUCACGCAUCAGGGAUUCCAACUGCAGCUAACAGUGAUCCCUAGAUCUUUAGGGUGCGGCAACGACUCUUUCACAUGUAUCAACAACAAUUGCGUUCUGAAUUCUCUAACUUGUGACGGUUACAAUGAUUGUGGUGACUUUUCUGAUGAGGAGUAUUGUCCACCCUGUGUUCCUCUAGAGAAUAUAGGUGAAUGUGGACAAUUACCGUAUGACAGAACAUACUUCUCGAAUCAGUAUUCUCCAAAUUCUCCUCAGGCAGUUCUUUCUUACAAUUUUAUUAUACACAGUUUACAAGGUUGUCAUCCCAGAGCCAUCGACCUUGCAUGCAACUUGCUGUUUCCUGAAUGCAUCCAUCAAGGACCUACAAAUCGCCCAUGCUACUCAGAUUGUGUGAAUAUUACAGCACACUGUAGAGAACUCUUUGAGCAGCACUCAAACAUGUCUUGGCCAGUAAACUGCAAAGACUUUACAGAUAAAGGGAGAACACCUAAUGGUUACUGCCAGGGAGCUACAGGAGACCUGUUCAAAACUGACAUCUGUGGUACAAGACCAGCAUAUAGACAGAAAUUUGCCGAAAUAGUAGGUGGCGUGGAUGCAAAUGAAGGCGAAUUUCCCUGGAUGGUACAUUUGAAAGAUAACGGAUUUGGUUUCUGCGGAGGUACUCUAAUCUCUUCCGAAUGGGUAGUGACAGCAGCUCACUGUGUCUCUUCUGGUAGCCACAAUACUGUGGAUGAGGUUGUCUUUGGGAAUCUCAACAUUGAAAGCACUUCACCAUAUCGCCUCAGCAUUACACCCAGUCAAAUAUUCAUUCAUCCCGACUAUGAUUCUUUCACCAAUGAUGCAGAUAUAGCACUCAUCCAACUCUCUACGCUAGUCAAUUACACUGAUUACAUCAGACCAGCAUGUCUUGCAAAUUCAUCUCAAGAAACCACUGUAUACAAGCAAUGUAUAGUAAGCGGAUGGGGAAAUACUCAAAUUGAUGGAUAUCCAGACCACUUGCAGAAGGCAGUCGUGGGUUUGAUUAGCAGAAUCACCUGUGGAAGUCUACUUGGGAUUGAAAGCUUUACAGACAACAUGAUAUGCGCAGGAUAUGAAAGAGGAGAUAUAGAUACCUGUGACGGUGAUAGUGGUGGUCCUUUAGCGUGUGAAGGUCCAGAUGGUAGAUGGCACCUGGUCGGUGUAACUAGUUGGGGAUAUGGAUGUGCGGAACCAGGAAACCCAGGAGUGUACGCGAGAGUCUCUGAGCUGUUGCCUUUCAUUCUAGGAGUUGUGAAAAAUUACGCAGGCAGUGUUCCACCAACAUUAGGUACUACUACGGCCAGUCUAACCAAUGACAUGAUUUCAGCAACCCCCCCAGCAAACUCGUCCUGCUUCGAGUGUGCAUCUGACUAUGAAUGUGUGUAUGAUCCAAGCUGGGUUUGCGAUGGUAUCGAUGAUUGCGAUAACAGAGAGGAUGAAUUGAACUGCACAGGUACUACUACGGCUAGUCCAACCAAUGACACGAUUUCAGUUUCAGUGGUUAACCUGACUGUUGGAGAAACGCGGUCAAUUUCAUCACCAAACUAUCCUAAUGAGUAUCCAAACAACGCCUAUUAUACUUGGUACAUCACGGCUCCAUCAAACUACUCGGUGCUCAUCACAUUCAUAGCAUUUAAUCUGGAGAGUGGCUAUGACCAUCUGAGCAUAGGGAAUGGUCAUACGCCUGGGAACUUGGUGGCAAAAACUUUCUCAGGACAAGAUAUACCAGCUUCUUUGAGAUUGUACAGUUCUAAUAGUUGGAUGCGAUUCACCAGUGACUAUUCAGUCACGCGUCAGGGAUUCCAGCUGCAGCUAACAGUGAUCGCUGGAUCUUUAGAUUACCAUGAACAUGUAAGUGAAGGAGAAACCAUCCGAAUUCAGUCUCCCAACUUUCCUGAUUUCUACCCAAACAAUGCCUACGUUCAUUGGGUCAUCACCAAAGACCAUGAGGAAUUGUAUUUUCAAAUUACCAUCCUGAGGUUAUCCCUAAAUUCUUAUGACUAUCUCACGGGAAGAGCUGGAGACCAGGAAACUAAUGCUACAACCAACGUUUUCUCCUAUGGACCCUACAGCAGAAUCUACAGUUCUGUUGAUUUUCUCUUACGUGAACCAUCAGUCGUCAUUGAGUUCUCAUCAGAUGCGUAUUUCACCGACAUGGGAUUUGAACUUGAAAUAUCAGUGUUGAAUGCAUCAGAUUAUUUCUUCUGUGAUGGGAACCAGCUGCACAAUUGGGCGGUAGUAUGCGACUUCACCAUUGACUGCGAUGACGGUACAGAUGAAAAAGGAUGUGAGAGAGUCCUCACACAAGGUGAAUCAGUGAAUGUGUCAUCGACCUAUCAUUCUGGGGGCGGCUACAUCCUUUGGAAGCUCACUCUUGCUGAUGCACCAAAUUUGGCCUUUCUGAUCGAACCAUUGUACUCAUACUUUUAUGAUGGCUCCCAUCUGGUCUUUGGUUAUGGACAUGACCCAAACACCAAUAGCAGCAGGACAUGGAAUGUAACAUACAGGGAUGGUUAUUAUUAUAGCUACCAGUCUGGGGCUCACGAGAAACACCUCCUCAACAGUUCAGAUAUGUUCAUUGAAUAUCAGUACUCAACUUAUGCCUACGACUACUUUGAGUUUCAAAUAACUGCUGUAGAAGCAAGAGACUAUAUGUAUUGUGACAGCGAACCAACGACAGAAGUCUCCUUAAGAACAGCCCAAUGCGAUGGUGUUGCAGAUUGCAUGAAUAGCAAUGAUGAAUAUAUGUGCGAUCCACAUGAAGUAUCACCAGGGGAUAUCUUGAAGCUUCAAUCAUAUGGCUACACCUAUCACACUGCUGGUCAAACAUCAUCUGUAACUUGGUCCUUGAUUGCUACUGAUAAUAACUAUGUCUUGCUUCGUUUCGCGAUUCUUGCCAUUACCCCCAAUGAUACCCUGUGUGUUGGAGAGGGUAACAACCCUCAGAAUGCUUCAUCUACCAUUACCUGCAUUUCAGGAUUCCUCAGUCUAGGCCCUUGGGUUUACUCGGAGUAUGAACUUAUGGACGUCUAUGCCAGUGUUUUGGCUCCUCCCGCCUCUAAUGGCCUUUGGGUAUCAUUCGACACAGUAUCAUUAGACACAGGGUUUGAGUAUGGAGGAAGUGGAUUCCAAAUCUUUGCUUCAGCCGUAUCAGAAAUAAAUGACUACAGACCGUGUGGUAAUAGCUCUGGUUUGGUGUUCCAUGUGAAUCUAACGUGUGAUGGAGCUGCACAGUGUCCCCAACGUGAAGAUGAAUCUCAAUGCCCUCCACGACAGAUAAACUUCACUGCUGAUUCCGAAAACAGCGCAGUAUCAGUGGGUACCAUGUACUCGACUUUCAUCAUCCCAAACCUUCAGAUCACAUGGACGAUUCAUGCAGAAUCCGGAGUGCUGGUUUUCGUCUUUGAGGCUUAUAACCUUGGAUCAUAUUUGGUUGGAUACACUCCUGAAGUGGAUCUACUUCAAGUAGGAGAAGGCAUCUUGCCUGGAAAUGAUGUUCUUUUCAGCGUAUCACAUGAUUACUUCGAUAGUUACCAACAUUACAGAUUCAUUCAGACAACCACCAGUGAUGGUUGGAUCUUUUUCAGGACAGGGGAUGUUAGUGGAUCAUACUUCUCGCUUACUAUUCGAAAUGGAAAUAUAAGUGAUGUGUUCUGUGACUUUGAAUAUGGCUCGUUCUGUUCCUGGAGCCCAACCAAUAUCUCUGCUGGAGGUUACACUGGAUCUUGGAGUAUUACUUCAGGGAAUCAAUCUUACUCUGAAUAUGCAGAAGUCGACCAUACUCUUAAUACAACUGCUGGCCAUUACUUAGUGAUGUCAUCCAACCAUUACUACAACAACAACCCCACCUCACUGCAAAGGACAAUAGUGAGGGAGGAUCCCCUUAGAGUCAAUGAAUGUUUAUCGUUCUGGUACAUCAUUGCUGGUAGCCUUAACCUCAACAUCACCUACAAAACUAAUGGAUCAAAGUCUGAAUCUUUCUUGAUCUGGAUAAAUGAAGGCCUGUCAAAGCAUGAAUGGACGUAUGCCGAGAUCAACUUGUUUGGUCUUCCAUCUGGGACUGCUAUUCUUGAAGGAAUCAUUCACAACUACUACAACCAGGGAUUUAUUGCUAUUGAUGAUAUCCUGCUCGGACCCUGUAUCACAAAUUCCACUCUUGUCAUUGAACCUGACCUGCCACCCGAACGCCUUGUUAUUCGUGGAAGCCAAGUUCCUUACCUCCAUGUACGAACCUAUCCUGGAUAUCAUUUGAAGUUUGAACUGACCAAUUCAUCGAUUAUCCUACCUCCCUUCACAAUCGUACCCGGCUUUGUUGCAGAUGAACAAGCGUUCUUCUUUCCAAUCUAUUUUGGUCAAAUAAACAUCACAUAUGGAGGGAGUCAAAACUUCUCUUCUUAUGAACUUGGGUCACAGUUUGCAGUGAUACAUCCAAUUGAUGACAUUUAUUUUGAAGACCAUGAUAGCUUUGCUGUGGUUGAGAUAUCUGCUAUUCUCACGGGAGAUUCACUGAUCUGCUCACAUGUCCCACUGGUGGUCAGGAGUGAUGAGUUAUGUAAUGGCCACUAUCUUUGCCCGUUUUAUGAUGAUGAAAUUCAAAGCGCAUGUGAACCCAGCCAAAUAUUCCUAGCAGAAGCACAGCGUCUAUCAGUUACAUCCCCAGGCUACCCUCUAGGUUAUGGGAAUUUGUUGUUCUUCACAUAUGUCUUGCAAACAAACACAUCCGGCUUCCGAAUAACACCCCAGGACGUCUUUCUCGGCGAUGGAGAUACCCUUAGUAUCGGACCUGGUGCUGAUCCAUUUUUUAGCAUAGAUCCAACGUUCAACCUGUCUAGCUACCAUGGUGGUACCAGUAGCAGUUUUGUGGUUGCAUCCCCAACAAUGUGGAUUAGGCUUGUUUCCUCGUCAUAUAGUACACUCAGAGACAGGAGGUUCAGCAUUGCCGUUCAGAGCAUCGAUAUAUCUGACCUUGUUGUUUGCUCCGACGGAACUUCUUAUAAUUCUACUGCUCGGUGCAAUUCUAUUGAUGAUUGUAAUGAUGGCAGUGAUGAAAACAAGUGCAAAUACUCGCUUACUGUUAGAGAAACCCACUUUCUUUACAGUUAUGGAUCACAUAGUAGACCUUACAACAGGACAUGGUUAUUCGAUAUCAAUUCUUCACAAAGCGAUGCCGGUAACAUUGCCUUCUUUGUGUACAUUAGCGACAUUUAUUUAAGCUAUGGCAACGUACUUCGUAUUGGCUCUGGAUUUGUCCCCAGUAAUGAUUCAGAAUUUCUAUUUGCCAAUGAUGACCACCCGUCUAACAGGGCAAGAAGGCUCAUUCAGUCAUCAGAGAUGCACGUGGAUUUCACAAGCUCCUUUAGUUAUUCACAUUUCAACCUGGCGAUUACACCCCGUUCCCUUGAAGGUCUCUUUGUGUGCAAUGAUGGAUUUCAUGCAGUCAACCAGUCCUCUCUGUGUGAUCUCAGUGUAGAUUGUCCGGACUCCAGUGAUGAAACCGGCUGUGUUCACACGCUCUAUCUUGGAGACGCAAGAGUACUACUCAGUCCUGGUUACUCGUACACACAUGCCUUGUGGCUCUUCAACUCAAGCGCUCCUGCUCUUACUAACUCCAUGGAAGUAGCAUUCAUUAUCACUCUCAAUUACGGAUAUCUUUCUUAUGGUAAUGUCCUACGGAUUGGAGCCGGUCUGGUACCCAACAAUGAUUCUGAGGUCAUUGGUGGAAGCCAGCAAUUUCCAAGGGGUGAGCGCAUUCUAGCUGCGUCAGAGAUGUUCAUUGAAUUUACAUCAAGUUCAUACUACAACUACUACUACUUCCAAAUGGAGAUAUCUUUGGGUUAUCUCACAGAUCCUUUCCAAUGCAAGACAGGUCCAUGGGCAGUCAAUGGAUCCGCUAUAUGUGAUGUGAUACCAGACUGCAGAGAUGGUAGUGAUGAGGCAUCAUGCAUACACGAGCUGGACAAUGGAGAACAUCUUUACCUGUACUCGCCAAAUUAUCCAAAUAGCUACUACGGCAACACCUCCAUCCUUUGGCUCUUCCAGGCGAAUUCAUCAGCUGGAGGCAACUUCUCUUUUGUUGUGACCAUCGACGAGUUGCACCUCGACGACUAUGAUACUUUGAAGAUAGGACAAGGCCAUGAUGCCGAUGGCUUCACUGUAGUCAAUUUCACUGGCUUUACAUCCCUGUACAACCCAUAUGUUACCGUCGUUGAAGGAGAUAAGCUCUUUAUUGAAUUUAUGACCGAUGACUAUUACGAUUCAGGAGCUUUUAGAAUCGAUAUUGGACUCUACUUGUUAGAUGACCUCUUUUUUUGCUCCGAUGGAACUUCUUAUAAUUCUACUGCUCGAUGCGAUUCUAUUGAUGAUUGUAAUGAUGGGAGUGAUGAAAACAACUGCAAAUACUCGCUUACUGUUGGAGAAACCCACUUUCUUUACAGUUAUGGAUCAUACAGUAGACCUUACAUCAGAACAUGGUUAUUCAAUAUCAAUUCUUCACAAAGCGAUACUGGUAACAUUGCCUUCUUUGUGUACAUUAGCGACAUUUAUUUAAGCUAUGGCAACGUACUUCGUAUUGGCUCUGGAUUUGUCCCCAGUAAUGAUUCCGAAUUUCGAUUUACCAAUGAUGACCACCCGUCUAACAGGGCAAGAAGGCUCAUUCAGUCAUCAGAGAUGCACGUGGAUUUCACAAGCUCCUAUAGUUAUUCACAUUUCAACCUGGCGAUUACACCCCGUUCCCUUGAAGGUCUCUUUGUGUGCAAUGAUGGAUUUCAUGCAGUCAACCAGUCCUCUCUGUGUGAUCUCAGUGUAGAUUGUCCAGACGCCAGUGAUGAAACCGGCUGUGUCCACACGCUUUAUCUUGGAGACACAAGAGUACUACUCAGUCCUGGUUACUCAAACACACAUGCCUUGUGGCUCUUCAACUCAAGCGCCCCUGCUCUUACUAACUCCAUGGAAGUAGCAUUCAUUAUCACUCUCAACUACGGAUAUCUUUCUUAUGGUAAUGUCCUACGGAUUGGAGCCGGUCUGGUACCCAACAAUGAUUCUGAGGUCUUCAGUGGAAGCCAGCAAAUUCCAAGGGGGGAGCGCAUUCUAGCUGCGUCAGAGAUGUUCAUUGAAUUUACAUCAAGUUCAUACUACAACUACUACUACUUCCAAAUGGAGAUAUCUUUGGGUUAUCUCACAGAUCCUUUCCAAUGCAAGACAGGCCCAUGGGCAGUCAAUGGAUCUGCUGUAUGUGAUGUGAUACCAGACUGCAGAGACAGUAGUGAUGAGGCAUCAUGCAUACAUGAGCUGGACAAAGGAGAACAUCUACACCUGUACUCACCAAAUUAUCCAAAUAGCUACUAUGGCAACACCUCCAUCCUUUGGCUCUUCCAGGCAAAUUCAUCAGCUGGAGGCAACUUCUCUUUCGCUGUGACGAUCGACGAGUUGUACCUCGACUACUAUGAUACUUUGAAGAUAGGACAAGGCCAUGAUGCUGAUGGCUUCACUGUAGUCAAUUUCACUGGCUUUACAUCCCUGUACAACCCAUAUUUUACCGUCGUUGAAGGAGAUAAGCUCUUUAUUGAAUUUGUGGCCGAUGACUACCGGUAUUACGAUUCAGGAGCUUUUAGCAUCGAUAUUGGACUCUACUUGCAAGAUGACCUCUUUGUUUGCUCCGAUGGAACUUUUUAUACUUCUACUGCUCGAUGCGAUUCUAUUGAUGAUUGUAAUGAUGGCAGUGAUGAAAACAAGUGCAAAUACUCACUUACUGUUGGAGAAACCCACUCUCUUCGCUAUUAUGGAUCAUACGGUAGACCUUACAACAGGACAUGGUUAUUCAAUAUCAAUUCUUCACAAAGCGAUACCGGUAACAUUGCCUUCUUUGUGUACAUUAGCGACAUUUAUGUUCGCUAUGGCAAUGUACUUCGUAUUGGCUCUGGAUUUGUCCCCAGUAAUGAUUCAGAAUUUCUAUUUGCCAAUGAUGGCUACCUGUCUAACGGGGCAAGGAGGCUCAUUCAGGCUUCGGAGAUGCACAUGGAACUCACAAGGUCCUAUAGUUCUUCACAUUUCAACCUGGCGAUUACUCCCCGUUCCCUUGAAGGUCUCUUUGUGUGCAAUGAUGGAUUUCAUGCAGUCAACCAGUCCUUUCGUUGUGAUCUCAGUGUAGAUUGUCUGGACUCCAGUGAUGAAACAGGCUGUGUCCACACGCUUUAUCUUGGAGACACAAGAGUACUAAUCAGUCCUGGUUACAGAUCGUACACACGUGCCUUGUGGCUCUUCAACUCAAGCGCUCCUGCUCUUACUAACUCCAUGAAAGUAGCAUUCAUUAUCACUCUCAACUACGGAUCUCUUUCUUAUGGUGAUGUCCUACGGAUUGGAGCCGGUCUGGUACCCAACAAUGAUUCUGAGGUCUUCAGUGGAAGCCAGCAAUUUCCAAGGGGGGAGCGCAUUCUAGCUGCGUCAGAGAUGUUCAUUGAAUUUACAUCAAGUUCAUACUACAACUACUACUACUUCCAAAUGGAGAUAUCUUUGGGUUAUCUCACAGAUUCUUUCCAAUGCAAGACAGGUCCAUUGGCAGUCAAUGGAUCCGCUAUAUGUGAUGUGAUACUAGACUGCAGAGACGGUAGUGAUGAGGCAUCAUGCAUACAUGAGCUGGACAAUGGAGAACAUCUUUAUCUGUACUCGCCAAAUUAUCCAAAUAGCUACUACGGCAACACCUCCAUCCUUUGGCUCUUCCAGGCAAAUUCAUCAGCUGGAGGCAACUUCUCUUUCGUUGUGACCAUCGACGAGUUGCACCUCGACAGCUAUGAUACUUUGAAGAUAGGACAAGGCCAUGAUGCCGAUGGCUUCACUGUAGUCAAUUUCAGUGGCUUUACAUCCCUGGACAACCCAUAUUUUACCGUCGUUGAAGGAGAUGAGCUCUUUAUUGAAUUUGUGACCGAUGACUAUUACAAUUUAGGAGCUUUUAGCAUUGAUAUUGGACUCUACCUGCGAGAUGGGAAAUUUAUAUGCAAUGCUGGCAGUGGCAAAGGUCUCAUUAGCAUUAACAAAGUAUGUGAUGGGAAGGUUGAUUGUAUUGAUGGUACAGACGAGACAAAUUGUUCUGUCAUCCUGGCAACAGACGAAACGGUUUUCCUUGCCUCCUACACUUAUCCUUCUUACGUGAACUAUGGAAAUGACUACAUCUAUUCAAGCUGGAUCGUUUCAUCAGCAGACAGUGCAAAUGCUCUGAUAGUCCAAGUUGAAUAUAUUAAACUCUAUUUUGGUGACUCACUUAUCAUACGUAACAUUGGUGCAACUACAAGCCGGAGAGAGACCACGUGGUCAUUUGCAGAUGAUACAACCUUUACUUGGAGUGAUAUUGCAGAUAAAGUAUUCCCAGAGGGAGAACUGUCGGUGGAAUUCAAGAGCCUGUAUGGCGGAGGUUUUGGUCUCGAAAUACUUGCACUCCCGCUGGAAGAUAUCAUAACAUGUGAUGCUGGAGAUAAGAUCGCUCCGCCUGGAAACAGAUGUGAUGGUACUGUGGACUGUACUGACUUACGUGAUGAGCUUGAUUGCCCUCCCAUCGCAAGCUUUAAUCUGAGUCUUGGCGAAAAUGUUACCAUCCAGUCCCGUGGAUAUCCAGUUUACUUACCUAUCACCAGACCAUUGAUAAAGACAUGGACAUUCAGUGCAGUGGAUGGGACAAGGCUACGUUUGGAUAUCAUCCAUCUGCAGAUGGAAAGUGUGGACCAUUUUACGCUAGGAACUGGUUUUGACAUACACAAUGCUUCAACGAUUUUGUAUGAGCUAUCAUAUGAUGUUUACAAGGGAAUUGAAGGAAACAGUCUGCUACCUAUCAUACCACCGGGAUCUGAGUUUUGGAUCGCAUACUUCAGAACUCAAGGGAGUUUUUUUCACACAUCUUCCUUUGCAUUUGAAGUUACCGCUGUCCAAGAAACAGAAAUUCAAUGUCCUGCUGGUGAAACAACUUGUGGAGACAUCUUCUUUGAAUGUCUUGACUCCACCAUGUUCUGUGAUGGAGUGAAUGACUGCAUACAUGGGACUGAUGAAGAGUGUGAAUGUCCUAGUCUUUGGGAAGUGCGAUGUGGUCCAUAUAGAGCAUGUGUCAACCGCAAUAACUUCUGCACCAGUUACCAUUCCUGUGAAACAGACUGCACAUUUGCUUGCAACAAUGGGCGGUUCAUUCACCAAGGAUUUGUGUGUGACGGAUUCAAUGACUGUGGAGAUUUUACAGAUGAGCGACAAGACUGUGAAUGUGCAGCCCAUCAGUAUGAUUGUGGUGAGAAAUGCAUUUACAAAAACAGCGUUUGCGAUAGCUUCGUAGACUGUGCUGAUGGAAGUGAUGAAAAGAACUGUUCAUGCCAAAGCUUUCAGUUUGAGUGUGCCAGUGGAGAAUGUGUUAAUUUCUGGCAACUUGGGGAUGGAGCAUCUCAGUGUAGUGACGGCUCCGAUGAAAUUACCGAAAACAGUCAAUACUGUCCUGGCAAUUACUUCCAGUGUCAUAACUUCGGCAACUGUCUAGCCCGCAGUGACGUCUGUGAUGACCAGCAAGACUGUAAUGAUGGAAGUGAUGAAUGGUUUUGCUCUAGUGACCCACCAGAUGAAGUAGUCCUUAACACAGGAGAGUGUUUCAACCUGACAUCACCUUCAUAUCCAAACGGCUACUCUAACAGACUAAACUAUAUCUGGACUAUAACUGGAGCAGUUGGAGACUCUGGUAUACGCAUGAAAUUCGAUGUCUUCUCUUUAGAAUCCGGCUAUGAUUUCUUGGAUAUCGGGGUUGGUACUUUUGAUGGACAUUACCUGUACCGAUUCACCGGGACAUACUCUAUUGAAAAUCAGGGCAUUGCGGAGUCUUCUGUAAGUGCCUCUAAAACACUUUCAGACACUUUCCAAGAACCAGAGUCAGAUGGUCGGAAGAAGCGAUCAGUUACUUCUGAUUUCUGCAGUGCCUCCACAUCUUACUACGAUUACGGAAGUUUCCCCUAUGUUAUCCAUCUAAACAGUACAAAGAUCUGGCUACAAAUGACAACAGAUUCAAGUGUUGUCUAUGAAGGCUUUGUCUUGCAGCUUAUCUCUACAAGAUUUGAAAGUGAAUCCUUUGAGUGUUCAGAUUUGUCGGUUAUUCCAGCAGAUAAAAAGUGUGAUCACAUAUCAGACUGCCCAUCAGGCGACGAUGAACAUGAGUGUGACAAUUAUGAUAUUGAACUCUCAUCUGAAGCCUGGAAGAACCUAACAUACCAACUGGCCUACUCUGAUCACACUGUUGAUGCUACAUGGCGGAUCACAAACACGAGAGGCCUCAGCGGUUACGCGGUCCAGGUCCGCAUGAUUCAAUUGGGCAAGAUGAGCUCAUUGGUCAUAGGACUAGGAUUGGAUGAUAGCCUUACUGAAACACGGGCCGUGGUCUUGUCUCCUUACUCACCACUGUUGGAGUUGCUUUUUGAAUCAGAAGCGUUGUGGGUUCACCUACACUCAUAUGAGUCCACGGAUGCAGCAUUUGAACUUGAACUUAGACCUGCUCACAUCGUAGGAGGCCCACUUCUGUGCAGUGAGGGCCGUGUGAACAUCAGCAGUAAUGCUAUUUGUGACGGAGAAAAACAGUGCAUUGAUGGAAAUGAUGAAAGAAAUUGCAACCACCCUAUUCUCCCAGAAGAGUGUGGGCUGCGCCCUGCCCUGGACGUACAUCGUGUCACACACGGAUCAGAGGUUACCAUCCUGGGAGAAGCCCCAUGGCAAGUUGCCCUCUACGCGAACGGUUUUCGAUUUAUAUGUGGUGCAAGUAUCAUUGCCAAUGAUUGGAUCCUCACUGCAGCACACUGCGUGGAAGACUUCUACCGGUACUCUCCAUUUCAAAUUCAAGCAGGAACGCUUACUUAUGAUACAGCAGGGCAGGUCCAUGAAGUAUCCGAGAUAUUUAUACACCCGCUGUAUAACUCAUAUUCACUUGAAAAUGAUAUCGCUCUCCUCAAGCUAUCAACUCCGCUCAAUUUCACGGAUGCUGUCCAGCCCGUGUGUCUGCCCCCUCCAGGGGAUUAUCUUCCUGAAGUGGGUUCCUAUAUCACGUUUACAGGAUGGGGAAGCUUUGGCGAGAGAGGAGGGCCCUCACCUCGUAAUCUGCAGAAGGCCAGAGCACCUGUGAUACCAAACAACAUAUGUCAGAGACCUCUGACAAAUAUCUUACGUGUUUUCCCGUCAAUGUUCUGUACUAUGUACGAUACUGGAUAUCAGUCUGCUUGCACUGGUGAUAGUGGGGGUCCACUGGUACAGGAGGUGAAUGGUCGCUGGACUAUCUAUGGCAUCACUAGCUGGGGAUUAACCUGUGGCGAAGCAUACUCGCCAUCAGGCAAAACUCGAGUUUCAAGUUUUAUUGAUUUCAUCUAUAAGACAAUUCGAGAGAGUUAAACAAAAUUAUACUCAUACGUCCAAUCACUAUAAAGCCCAAAGCAAAUUUACGUCAAAACAAUUGCAAAGACAUUGGUCCAUUUGUACUAAUUCAGUUAAAGCCAACCCUAGGUCUAAGAUCACUUUUAACAAAGGAAAGCUUAUACUUUAAUAAGUUGAACGAAAGCUAAAGCCCAAUUUUAGUAGAAUAUGGGCCUUAUGGAUUUCAGACUAGAUGCUUUAUCAAACUAAUCUCUACAAGUUACUAUAAUACAUCCAUGGCAAAUUUACGUAAAUACGAUCAUGAGGAGAGAUUAAUCAAUUCAAUUAUUCUUUAUGAAUCAUUUUAAAAGCUCAUGGAAAAUUGAUGUCGAAUUGAUCGCAGAGGUUUAUUUUUUUAAUAAAUUUUAUCUUUAAGACCAUUCUAGAUUACGGUAAUCCAAUUAUUCUUAACAGUUCACUUUAGAUUUAUGUGUAUGAUUAUAAACAUGACAUGAAUAAUUUAAUUCUAUUAAGUGUUUUUCUUUUCUAUAUAUGAAAAUUACUUUUCUUUACAUCAUGUGGGUAAAUUUGAUCAGUGUAGAAUUAUUAGUGUAAUUUGCUAAUGUAAUUAAAUCAAUUUUACUUAUCUUAAAAAAUUAAUGGUACUUUUCAUGCCAUGUUUGUUUAUUGCAUUAACAGUUACAGAAUGAUAAAAAGUGUAAAAGAAUUUAUUGGUUUAAAUGUCCUUUAUUAUAAUUUUGUUAAGGUAUGACAUCUCACUUUCUGUAGGGAUAAUUUGUAUUAUGCAGUUUGAAAGACAAUCAUAUUUUACAGAUAACUUUAUGAUAGCAAACGAUACAAGGAAUGUAAUAAGAUAUUAUAACAUAAUUAUGAUUAUAAAACGGGUUCUAGAAUGCAAUUUAAUUGGUCAAAAGACAACACAUGACCAUGCAUCAGACUUUCCUACCACUCGUACAGUGCAAACAAAUAUUCCCAUUAAAAAGUGGCUGAGAUGCGCCUAAGCGUAUUCCUGGUGGGAACACUAUUAAGACGUGACAAAAUACACGCAGUUUCAAAUGAAAGGACAAUGAUGCAUGCACUGUGACGCGUAUUAAACUGUUUGACUGCCCGCUUAUUUGAUAUUAAUCAAUAAAGCAAAUGAUGGCCUUCAUAA